AGAACAAGAAUAAAAUAGAAUAACAGCAGUUAUCGAAAUUCAUUUUUCCACGGAUGAAAAAUUAAUAGCGAUCGCACUGCUCGCAGUUCGUUCGCGUGGGGGAAAAGGGCUGCAUACGUAUAAGAUCAAAAACAGAGUGACACUUCCUCCACGAAAACACGGACUUUUAGAGCGGUGGGUUAGGAGCAAGCGAACGGAACAGCGAGUUGAACAGCUGAUGCUUCGUCGACACCGGCGAAAUGUCAAAGUCCGGGCAAAUUACUCUACGCGUGCAAUCUUCAGAGGGAACAAAACGCAUAGACGUAGAUCGAUCUGAUACAGUUUCCCAAUUAUUUGAAAAGGUUUUUGUUGUCUUUGAAUUAAACAGUUUUGGAUUCGGACUCUAUAAACAACGAAAUCAUAAAGAUGAACUUAUAUCUUCUCGAAGUAGAACAGUUGCUGGAAUAGGUCUUAAUCAUGGAGAUAUGUUAUAUUUGGCACCCUUUAAUGGGACACAGCUAUGGAAUAUUCCAUCAACUAGUACUGCCUCCGUCAAUGCAACUCAAGAACCUGGAUCAAUGGACGUACCAGGAAAUGCCAAUCGUAACACCAAUGCUUCCCGAUCUAUACCAAAUGUAGUCGAAGAUGAAGUCGACGAACAACUGUGGAAACUCGAUGGUAAAAUACAAAGGAAACGCGAUGGAAAACUAUGUAGGCAUGGUGGAAACGGAUGUUGUGUUCAUUGUUCUCCUUUAGAACCUUUCGAUGAAAUUUAUCUUAAGGAACAGAACAUAAAACACUUGUCUUUCCAUUCAUAUCUCAGGAAACUCACCGCUGGUGUUGACAGAGGAAAAUUUAUACAAUUAGACGACAUAAGCUGCCGUAUAAAGACUGGUUGUAAAGAUCAUCCUCCUUGGCCGCGAGGUAUCUGUAGUAAAUGUCAGCCGAAUUCUAUUAUUCUAAAUCGUCAAACUUAUCGGCACGUGGACAAUGUUAUGUUUGAAAAUCCGAGUUUAGUCGAACGUUUCCUAAAUUAUUGGCGCAUCACUGGCCAUCAACGUAUCGGGUAUUUAUAUGGAAGAUACGAAAUUCACAGCGACAUACCAUUAGGAAUCAGAGCCGUUGUUGCGGCUAUUUACGAGCCACCGCAGGAAAGUAAGAGAGAUACGCUACGACUUUUGCCAGACGAGAAGGAAGCAUUAGUCGACGAAUUGGCUCAUUUACUUAACUUAAGAAAAGUUGGAUGGAUUUUUACUGACCUUAUAGCUGACGAUGUUACGAAAGGAACGGUGAAGCACGUUCGAAACGUGGAAAGUCACUUUUUGUCUGCUCAAGAGUGCAUUAUGGCUGGGUAUUUUCAGAACCAGUAUCCAAAUCCUUGUCGUUUUUCUCCUAAUAAUUAUUUUGGCUCAAAGUUUGUUACUGUCUGCGUUACCGGUGACGGUAAAAAUCAAGUUCACAUGGAAGGUUAUCAGGUAUCCAAUCAAUGCAUGGCAUUGGUGCGAGACGGCUGCUUGGUUCCUACGAAAGACGCUCCAGAAUUGGGAUACGUAAUCGAAUCGACUGAUAAACAGUACGUUCCAGAUGUCUUCUACAAGGAAAAAGACUCCUAUGGGAACGAAGUGCUAAGGCUAGCAAGACCCUUGCCUGUAGAAUAUUUAUUGGUAGACAUACCUGCAUCCACGCCGCUCACUCCACAAUUUACUUUUUACGUUAGCGAUAAUAUUAAUUCAUUUCCAAUCGAGAAUAGACUCGUUGAUGGACAAGUACAAGAAUUCAAUUCGCUUGGUUCUUACAUGCACCAAUUCAACGAAGAUCAAUUUUUAGAAGCUAUUUCAGAUUUUCACUUGUUACUUUUUAUUGCAACAAUGGACACGUUACCAAUGAAGGACCACAUGAUGCCACUGUUAGAAGCAGUUCGUGAUAAAGACAGACAGAAAGCGAUAGAAUGGGCACGUUCUGAACACUGGGCAACCGUAGAACAACUUAUAUCUGCGACUACGCCGUCAACAGUACACUCACCUCAGACAUUGUUCAAUAGUAGCGCAAGAAUGCCAUCAUCUUCGGCUGAAGGAGGAAGCGGAGUAGGAGUUGGUACAGAACCAACUUCGAAUCCACCUCCCGAUCAAUCGCUUUGGACUUGUUCAUUUUGCACUUUUAUCAAUGCAGCAGAUCUUGCAAUCUGCGAAAUGUGUACUUUGCCAAGAAACGAUAACAGUAAUUCUUCAUAGUAAAAAUGUGAAAUUAUGAACCGAAUGAACCUGGACAAAAUUAAUAAUUACCAUAGUUUAAGUUAUCACAAAGUUUACAUUAGCAUGUGACAAAAAUAAAUACUAAGUUUGAAUAA
Molecule: messenger RNA, 2326 nt
Organism: Hylaeus volcanicus
Lineage: Eukaryota; Metazoa; Arthropoda; Insecta; Hymenoptera; Colletidae
Gene: Npl4
Product: nuclear protein localization protein 4 homolog
Exons: 14
Coding region: 240-2210 (656 amino acids)
Biological process (GO): ubiquitin-dependent protein catabolic process
Cellular component (GO): nucleus
Molecular function (GO): ubiquitin protein ligase binding; ubiquitin binding
Source: RefSeq, a predicted model, not a curated record